Molecule: messenger RNA, 441 nt
Organism: Paramecium pentaurelia
Lineage: Eukaryota; Ciliophora; Oligohymenophorea; Peniculida; Parameciidae
Source: the annotation of a GenBank genome assembly
CAUGAAAAAAGGAAACCCUUAUGUAUCAGAUAAAUAAAUACAUAGGCUAUUCCCUUUUAUGAAAUUGCAAAUAAGGGAUAAAUUGAUUAUUAGAAUAAAUCUGUUUGUGUUACAUCAACUUAUUGUGAUGAUUAUAAACCAAAACCUAAUUUACAUGUUGGAUCUGAGAAGAAAACUUUAUUUCCUUAUACUAUGGGUUCCUUUAGAUCUCGAUUACCUGAACCUGAUGCACCAAUUUUGACUAAAAAUGCAUCACAAAUAGAAAUUGGAGAUAGACAGUAAAUACUUAUAUAUAUAAUAUAUUGAAGUUUUAAUGUAAAAAGACAUUUCAUUAGUACUGCUCAUAAUGUUUAUGGUAAUUUUGGAAAGUUUGGCAAUGUUUCUAAUCCUGGGAUACUUGCUGAAAAAACAAAAUGGCAUCAUCAUUUACAAUAAUUAUGA